Raphanus sativus (radish) is the source of this 3306-nucleotide messenger RNA. RefSeq lists its product as uncharacterized. NCBI's taxonomy places the organism in Eukaryota, Viridiplantae, Streptophyta, Magnoliopsida, Brassicales, Brassicaceae. The record is from RefSeq and is a predicted model, not a curated record. The transcript is spliced from 2 exons. The coding region runs from base 1 to 3306 and encodes 1101 amino acids. Gene Ontology annotation, biological process: DNA integration. Gene Ontology annotation, molecular function: nucleic acid binding; RNA-DNA hybrid ribonuclease activity.
AUGGAAAUUUCAGACAAGAUCUCAUGCAUGGAGGGAGCAGCGGCCGAACAGGCUAAAACUCGCGACGACCUCCUGGUAAUUGAGCUGACGAUCCACGACAUCGAUGUCGCGAGAGUACUGAUCGACACCGGAAGCUCGGUUAACAUCAUCUUCCAAGAAACUCUCGCGAAGAUGCAGAUCGAUCCGUCGGAAAUUACAGAAGACGCCAGCCCGCUGGUAGGGCUUUCGGGAGAACCCACCAUCGCUUUGGGGUCGAUCAGUUUCGCAGUCAAAGCUGGAACGGUAGAAAAACUGACGGAAUUCCUAGUAGUGGAUCUCCCGGCAUCGUACAAUGCGAUCAUGGGCAUUCCCUGGAUAAAUUCAAUGAGAGCAGUCCCAUCGACAUAUCAUCUGUGCCUCAAGUUUCCGACCUCCCACGGGAUCGAAACAAUCUGGGGAAAUCCCAGAGUGUCGCAGAUAUGUCUCGCUGCGGAACUCAAGCGCAAGAGGUCCGAUCUCGACACCGCUCCCAAGAAAACUAAGAAAACGAUUUCAGACGAAGACACACAGGAUUUGGCUGAACUCUUCUGGCAAUCUCGAAGGGCUGAUGCCCUAGAAGAAAAACGCGAACCAACCUGUGAACCCGUAGUUACGAAAAGGCGGAAACUAGGCCCCGAGCGAGCAACCGCAGUCAACGAAGAAGUCGAAAAACUUCUUAAAGUGGGAUCUAUAACAGAAGUUCGUUACCCCGAUUGGCUCGCAAAUCCCGUCGUGGUUAAAAAGAAGAACGGAAAAUGGCGAGUAUGCGUCGAUUUUACCGAUUUCAAUAAAGCAUGCCCGAAAGAUAGUUUUCCUUUGCCGCACAUCGACCGGUUAGUCGAAGCAACAGCAGGAAAUGAACUCUUGUCCUUCAUGGACGCGUUCUCGGGAUACAAUCAGAUUAUGAUGAAUCCCGAUGACCGCGAGAAAACAGCGUUCAUUACGGAUCGCGGGACUUACUGCUAUAAAGUAAUGCCUUUCGGCCUCAAGAACGCCGGCGCAACGUAUCAACGACUCGUCAAUCGAAUGUUCGCUGAUCAACUCGGAAAAACGAUGGAGGUUUACAUUGACGACAUGCUCGUCAAAUCCCUCCACGCUAACGACCAUGUCGACCAUCUUGAGGAAUGCUUCUCCCGGCUGAAUUCACAUAACAUGAAACUUAACCCGGCCAAAUGCAGAUUUGCCGUAGCAUCGGGAGAAUUCCUCGGAUACUUGGUAACUUAUCGCGGGAUUGAAGCCAACCCAAAACAGAUCGAUGCACUCAUCGGGAUGGCCUCCCCUAAAAACAAGCGAGAAGUACAAAGGUUGACCGGGAGGGUCGCAACACUCAAUCGGUUUAUAUCCCGAUCAACGGAUAUAUGCUUGCCUUUCUACGACGUCCUGCGGGGAAACAAAAAAUUCGAGUGGUCAAACGAAUGCGAAGACGCUUUCAAACAGCUAAAGCACUAUCUGGCGACUCCUCCGGUUCUCGCAAAACCCGUAGAAGGGGAACCUCUAUUCCUGUACAUAUCAGUAUCGGCAACGGCCGUUAGCGGCUUCCUGAUAAGAGAAGAACGUGAGGAUCAGAAACCCAUCUUUUACGUAAGCAAGACGCUCCUGGACGCCGAAACCCGUUAUCCCCUGAUGAAGAAAUUAGCGUACGCAGUCGUAACAUCGGCGCGGAAGCUUCGACCUUAUUUUCAAUCCCACACCAUCAUCAUCCUUACGACAUUCCCCAUCCGAACUAUCUUGCAUAGUCCGAGCCAGUCGGGAAGGUUAGCCAAAUGGGCCGUCGAACUCAACGAGUACGAUAUAGACUAUCGCCCCAGGACGAGUGCAAAGUCCCAAGUCCUCGCGGAUUUCUUGGUGGAGUUACCAACCAAAGCCAUAACCAACAAAGAGCCUAAUUCAACAUGGCUCCUCCACGUUGACGGAUCAUCAUCAAAACAAGGAUCCGGCAUCGGCAUCCUCGAACAAUCGUUUAGAUUAGAGUUUCAUGCCUCGAACAACGAAGCAGAGUACGAGGCCCUUAUCGCGGGAUUACGAUUAGCCCACGGUUUGAAAAUACGAAAUAUCCACGCUUACUGCGACUCUCAACUCGUUGCAAGCCAGUAUAGCGGGGACUACGAAGCCAGGGACGAAAGGAUGGAAGCAUACCUCAAACUAGUCCAAAACUUAUCCCAGGACUUUGAUUCUUUCGCCCUGACUAGAAUUCCUCGUUCCGAGAAUACGCAAGCAGACGCACUCGCAGCCCUGGCCUCGAGUUCAGAUCCGGGACUUAAAAGAGUAAUCCCGGUAGAGUUCAUUGAACAUCCAAGCAUUGGACCUCCCGUCAUCAUCAAUCUUAUUCAGGAUGAUAACGAGGACGAAAUCGCAGUCGAAUCAGAAGAAACGCCAGAACAAAACGAAUAUGGCUACGAUGCGCCGUGGCUAGAGGCGAUACGAGCGUAUAUCAUUGACGGAAAAUUACCUCCUGAGAAGUGGGCGGCUCAAAAAGUCCGAACCCAAGCUGCCCGUUAUGUAACGGUCGACGGAGAAAUUUACAAAUGGAAAUUUUCUGGACCACUCAUGACUUGUCUGGAGGGACAUAAGGCCAGAAAGGUAAUGGAAGAAGUUCACGCUGGUUCCUGCGGAAAUCAUUCCGGCGGAAGGUCGCUCGCCGUAAAAAUAAAACGCCACGGAUACUACUGGCCAACGAUGAUCGGAGACUGCGAAAAAUUCACACGAAAAUGUGAAAAAUGCCAGAGGCACGCUCCAACUAUUCGGCAACCUGCAGAAGAACUCUCCUCCAUUACGUCACCAUACCCCUUCAUGCGCUGGGCUACGGAUAUUGUAGGACCUCUUCACAAAUCCAAGCAAAAACGCUUCCUGCUGGUCCUCACGGAUUUCUUUUCAAAAUGGGUAGAAGCCGAAUCAUACGCAAGUAUAAAGGACGCCCAAGUCGAAAAUUUCGUAUGGAAAAACAUUAUCUGUAGACAUGGGAUCCCAUACGAAAUAGUAACGGAUAACGGAUCCCAGUUCAUCUCUACCCGCUUUGAAGCAUUUUGCGAAAAAUGGAAGAUACGAUUGAACAAGUUAACUCCCAGAUAUCCGCAGUGCAACGGACAGGCAAAAACAAUCAAUAAGACCGUCCUCGUCGGACUUAAGAAACGCCUAGACGAAAAAAGGGAGAUGGGCGGAGGAACUCGAAGGAGUCCUCUGGUCACACCGCACAACUCCGAGGCGAGGGACGGGAGAAACACCCUUCGCCCUCGUAUACGGCACCGAGUGCAUGAUUCCUGCAGAAGUCGAAUUUCCCGGGAUCCGUAG